AAUUGCACCAGCGCACGCGUGCUCCGGGCUGUGGAUCCACACGCAAUCUGCUGCGUGUCGAUAUCGCAAAUGCGUAAAUGGACUCGUCGGGGAUUGAUUAACUGAUUAAUAAUCGGCAGUCGCCUUGGUAUGUUUUAUAUAUCUCGUGAAUCUCUCGCAGAGAAUUUCUAGAGGAGAAAGUCUCCAAUUAAAUUAACGCGCUGUUACACAAGAAUUUGCUCCGCAAUGCGAUUCUAAAUUGUUUAAUCAGCAACGGUACGCAAUGCCGCGGACUGAAUUAUAAAUUCUUGCGAUUUCCGAACGAAAUUCUAUCUACGGUAUAGUCUCGCACGAGUUUUCACCGCGUGGAAACGGAGUAGGUGAAUCGCCGUGACUUUUUGCUUCGAUAAACUUCAACGCUAAACUUGGCUAAACGUUUCUUCGCGGUUCUGUCGUUUGCCAUUUUCUAACUACGCAUUAUAUAUUUUUAUCUAUGUGCGGCCGUUAUCGCCGAGCGACUUGGAUGACGCUUUAUGAAUGAGCGGCUAUGGAGAAAAUAGGUGAAUGGAUGAUCGAGCGGACCCAUGGUAUACCCCUAGAGGAAAUAUAUAAAUAACCCCGUGGCGUCGACGCGUGAACGCUGACAUCCACGUGUCUCGAUAAAGCGAGCCUGUCAGGUAGGCGGCGAGGAAAAUCUUUUAUCAACGCUGGAGAGGGAGAGAAAGAGAGGGUCGGCUGGCCUCUAGCGCUGGCAUGGACGAGCGGAACGUCGAAACGAGUUAAAAACCAGAACCGCGGAACGCGCAUCCGGUUGUCGCGUGAUCUCGCCCGCCCGCGCCCCGUGGUGGAAUCAUCAUCGUCGUCGUCGUCGCCGUCAUCGUCGCGCCGCCGUCGCGUCUGUCAAAAUCGGCUCGGAGUAACUCUCGCGGCGACGGUCAGUGACGGUGGCUCUCCGCACCGCACAGGUAGAAUCAGGUAGAAUGUGAAGAGCCAAUAGGACCAGGAGGUGGAGUCGCACGCGUCGUCGAAGACACGAGGCGUCGGAGGUCGGAGGUCGAAGGUGAAAGAAGAGAAAAAAGCUCGGCCGAUCGACCAAAGGAUGCGUUCGCGUACGGGUCACGCAACCACGGCGACCGGCGUCCAUUCGUUUCACUCGCGAUAACGGCGAGGUGAAGGAGGUGGUGUAGAGGGUGACGAGAGAGGAGGAAGCGGGAGCGGCACGAGGAGUAGCAACGCCGGAGGGGAGACCAGCUGCGUCUUCGUCGUCGUUGUCGUUCUCGUCAUCGUCAUCGUCAUCGUCGACGUCGUCGUCAUCGUGCAGGCAGCAAUGGCCGCCCCCGUCGACGGGCUCGAGGAGCUCAGGACCGAGAUCGAGCGUCUGUCGCGCGAGCUCGACUUGGCCUCCACCGAGAAGAUACAGUCGGCGCAGUACGGGCUCGCGCUGCUCGAGGAGAAGUCGGCCCUGCAGCAGCGGUGCAACGACCUGGAAACGCUCUACGAGAACACGAAGCACGAGCUGGAGAUCACGCAGGAGGCGCUAGCAAAGUUCCAGACAACCACGAAAAUAACAGCGAAGAGCGGCAUCGAGCAGGAAGAGAGUCUUCUUAACGAGAGUGCUGCUCGGGAAACGUCUUUACAAUCGCAGAUCAUCGAAUUAGAAAAUGAAACGAAACAGUUGCGACAUGAGUUGGAACGGGUGGAGGCGGAGCGUGAUCACGCGCUGCAGGAGCGCGAGGAGGUCGGGAAGGAUCAUCAGCAGACGGAGAUGGAGCGCAAGUCGUUACGUGCCGAAUUACGAGAGUGCAGGAACCGCGAGACUCGCCUGCUCCAGGAUUACUCCGAGCUGGAGGACGAGAAUAUCUCAUUGCAGAAGCAGGUGUCCGGUUUGCGGUCCAGUCAGGUGGAGUUCGAGGGUGCCAAACACGAGAUUCGACGGUUGACUGAGGAGGUCGAGUUGCUGAACAGUCAAGUGGAGGAGCUGACGAACCUGAAGAAAAUAGCGGAGAAGCAGAUGGAGGAGGCGUUGGAGUCGCUGCAGGCCGAGCGCGAGGCCAAGUACGCUUUGAAGAAGGAACUGGAUCAGAGGAUUAAUAGCGAGUCGAUCUACAAUCUCAGCAAUCUGGCGCUCUCCAUCCGCGGCAUCACCGAGGAUCAGACGAUAUGCAGCGACGGCGAGGACGAUUCGCCGGCGCUGCGUAGAAUCGAGGCGGACUUGAAGACGCAGGAACCAGGCACGUCCGCGACCGACAAACAGGUUGACUUGUUCUCCGAGAUACAUCUGAACGAAUUGAAGAAACUGGAGAAGCAGCUGGAGCUCGCGGAGACCGAGAAGGCGCAUCUGACGCAAAAUCUGCGCGAGUCGCAGUACGCGGUCGAGAAGAGCCAGGCGGAAUUGCAAUCGUUCGUUGCGCGAAUAGUGCAGCUGGCAGCGCAUGUGCAAUCGCUACAUCAUCUUCACUCGAAAUUGCCUGAUAAGCAGAGCGAAGAGACGACGUUAGAUAAACUCAAUCAGGCCGUUGUGCAAUAUCAUCAGUGGAGCACCAUGUCUGCUCGCGAGAUUAAUCAGUUGCAGAAAGAUCUGUCUGAAUUGGAGAACGGUUUAACCGUGUCCGACUCCACGCAGCAGCUGAGAACGGAGCUGACGAAUCUGAGGAAUAAGAUACCCGAGUCAGAGAAGAGCCUUCGAGAAAAGCUCCUGGACACGGAACAGAGGAGCAUGCAACUCGAGUCGGACGUGUCCACUCUGUCGAAACUCACCGCGGAAGCGGGCGGUUUUCUCGAUUCUGCUCAGAACGACCUGCAGAAUCUUUCCGACGAGCUCGCGCAGCUCUAUCAUCACGUGUGCACCGUUAACGGCGAGACGCCCUCGAGAGUGGUGCUGGACCACGAGAAGUCGGAGAUCGUGCCCGAGAAGGAGGAGGAGGACGGCAAGAUGGACUGGUGCCGAACUCUGUUCAAGACCGACAUCAAGAUUAAGGAUCUGGAGAGUCUCAGCAAAGCGAAAGAAAUUGCGAAGCACAUAGAGACCGCGAUGGACCAAAUAAAGCAUCUUAGAAGCUCCGUAGAACACACGAUCGAAUUGUCUAAAGUCAAAGGAAUGCAGUCCAAUAUUUGCAACGUUUGCGAGGCUUCUGUCAAUGAGAACAAGGCGGACGUAACGGACCUUCAAGAACAAGUUAUCAGAUUAAAGGCCUUGCUGUCCGCUAAGCGAGAACAGAUCGCCACAUUGAGAACGGUGCUUAAAUCAAACAAAAACACGGCGGAGGUGGCGUUAACGAAUCUGAAGAGCAAAUACGAGAACGAGAAGAGCAUCGUUAACGAGACGAUGCUCAAGCUGAGGAAUGAGCUCAGAAUGUUGAAGGAAAACGCCGCGACUUUCUCGAGUCUGCGUGCAAUGUUCGCUGCACGCUGCGAAGAGUACGUGACGCAAGUGGACGAGCUUCAGCGGCAGCUCACCGUGGCGGAAGACGACCGGAAGACGCUGAAUCAGCUGCUGCGCCUGGCGGUGCAGCAGAAGCUCGGUCUCACCAUGAAGCUGGAGGAGCUCGAGGUCGACCGGGAGCUGCGCAACACCAGGCGACACGCCGCCGGCGCGAACGGGCGCGGUAGGCCGCGGCUGUCGCAACAGACGAACCGUCCCCACUUAGGCAGAGAUUUCUUCUAGAAAAUGAUGAAGAUGUGGAGUAAAAUAUUCUGAGAGAAGCGAGGAUUUUGAGAACCUUUUCGAAUUUUUCUACUGCUCGUCGCCAGGCCUCGCGUUUCGCGGGUCUGGAGGACUCUAAUGAGUAUACAAUUGACUUCUUCGUUAGAGAGAGAACGUCCGCAGUCUCGUUAUCCGUAAUAAUCGUUUCGUCGCGUCGAAAUUUCCGCGACGCGGUAUUUUUACAAAGGGAUGGACGGAUACGCGUGAAUGCUUGAGAAAAUGAAAAAAAAAAAACGGAAAAGAAGGGAAAAAAGAGAAAGGAACGAUGACGCCGUCCUCAUUGAUACGGGGGAGAAUCGCGCUCGGUGAACGGGGGAGUAAGGGCUGCGUUUUGAAGGGCUUCGAAAUGUUCAGUUUUUCACACACCCCAUGGAUUUUGCUCCAUAUCAUAGAGUCUCUUCGGGGAGCCUCUGCCUUGUGUUACCACUAUUGUUAGUAGAGGAAUUUAGGAUACAAACGCGAGUGUAGGAUACAACACUUUCGUUGACGGCGCCUCCGCUGUUUCGCGGAGUUCGCUACGCGCGUGUUUCAACGCGAAAUUAUACGUUCCGCGACGAUGCGCGUAUAGCCGUGUCAAACUGUUAAGUGCAUUAAAUCAGCGCGAGCGUUCCAUCGAAUAUAUUCUCGGUCGUUUUUAUUGUACGGAGGAAACGCGCUCUACGUUUCAUUGACGGAUCGAUUCGUCGAGCUCUAUUACCGCUUUAGCACGCUUAUUUAUUAACGCUUUACGUAUUCUAAACGAUUCAAGGGAUAUUCCGUUGAUGGUCCGUAAUGUAGUAUAAUAUAAUCGUCUCCGGAACGUUUCGUCGGACAAAAAAGCUUACGUUGAAAAGGGAGAACGCACGGCGGUAAAAGAACGUAUAUACCGUUUGCAGGUAGUGAAAGACGGAGGAAUUUUACAUCACGUAAACCAUAGAGACAAUAUUUAAGUAUCGCGCGUGGACCGGUAGCAUUUAUAAUCAAAGUAGUGAGAUGGAAUGUCGUAGGCAAGUAGACUUGAAAAAUUUUAAACGGUAGCCGAGUAAAAUAGUCACGAUAUAGGGACCCAUCUUCCAAGUAGUACCACCUCAGGUCACCCGCCAUCCGGAUGCAUCAAUUAGUCCACCCAUAUGCUCACUUAUUUUAUUUUAAAGAUUUCUUUUUACCCGUGAGAAACCGUUUUUCGAUCCCAAACGCAGGAAUAUUUUAAUACGCUGAAAAAUGGAACGACUCGUACUUUGUAUCUCGAAGAGAAUACAGUAUUAUAGAGGAUUAUAUACGAGAUACUAAGAUAUGAAGAAUGCUAUUUAUUUCGAUGUUGGAAAAAGGAAUUUUAUAAUUCUAGGCAGCAUAUCUUCCUCUUCGAGCCGCGGAGUCGGUUGUUCCAGUUCUCACGGUAUCCAACGCUUAUAUUUCUCAUCAUCGGAGAUCGGUACACGUUUUCUCGUUGUUAACUGUGAAACUCGCAACGCGCGAUAUCAUGUUCUUUCGCGAUUUUGUUGUAGAAACGGCCUAAACGGGCUCUAGAUCAUUUUUACGUUGACUUCUUGGCAGCUUGUUGAAACCUACACACCUAUUGUUCAUUAGAAGUUAACUAUUAUAUUGAAUUACUGUAUUAGCUGCAGCUAUUCGAUGCAGGUUUUUUAUCACCUUGUUAAGUUAUGUUUAUUUAUAUUUUUAUGUAUAUGUUUUCUAUUGUGGCAAAACGCUUCGCAAGGCAAUUUCUAACACUUGACGCAUAAUCGUCGCUGAUCUCGUUCGACGGGAUUAGCGAAAAGGUUCUUUGGUUUAACAAAGGGGCGCGCGGCAAGAGCUCUAAUUACGGUUUUAUUGAUUACCGCUAUCUUGUACUACUUUUGUAGGAGUGUAAUUAUCGUGAUAAGUGUACUCACAAUUAGUGCAUCUCGCAGGAUGCUCUUUUACUCUGAUGUUCUGCAGAUACGUCGCGCAUCACGCACAUAUAUAUUUCUCUAGUGAUAUAUAAUAACUUAUAGAUUGUGCAAAAUAAAUCAUUCCAAAUAAAAUGAUCAUGUAACUGUUCAAAGUUUCGAGGAAGUAUUAAUCGUGUUAGUAUUUUAUGAAUAUUGUUAUCAUUAUUAUCAUGCUGUGAUGUGCGCGCGAUUAAAAAAAAAACGUAAUAGAGCGUCCUGCAAAUAAAUUUUUAUAUGUAUACAACAUAAAUGAUCAUGGAUUGUGUUAAUCAAAUUUGUUAUCGCGGCUAUUGCUAUUGUCUUUAUUAUCAUUGCUAUUAUUAUCGAUAUUAUUGCAAUUGUAUAUUUAUUAUUGUAACUAUUGCCUGUAUAUCGGCUUCGUCGCGGUAAGACAAAUACCUAAAGAGAAUUUAUCGAUCGUUCAUCGACUAUCAAUCGAUUGGUCAGUUGUCGCUAUUAUAUUAUAUCUAUAUUUUGUAAUUAUUGCGUCACCUGUGUCUACGACGCGCGUCGCGAACGGAGGCAUAUAUUUCCCGUUUUAUACAAUUCAACGUCGAUCAUAUUCUGUCCGUAUUCGGAAUAAAGCAUUUUUCUCAGAUUUUUAUAUUUAUUUGCGAUUUAUUUUUCCUCGUGUUUCAUACGUAUCAAGAUCUUUUAUGUUCGAAUGAUAACACGCGGUGUAAUAUUACUAAUUUACUUUAUUAAGAGUCACCUGCACUAACUUGUAACGCAAUAACUCGAUUAACGGACCUCUUUCUAGAUUUUAAAGCUAAUUAUGCCUAGAUGAGAGGAGAAGGAACACUCGUUCAAUCACACUCUGAUCUACGUUGGUGCAAUCGGCUCUGAAUAGCUAUAAUUUUACUUGUCGAUUCUAAUCCCAAGUAUUAAAUCUUCGGGAGUAGAAAAGAAGGAAUUCCGACGAGAUUCGUACGCAUCACUUAGGCGCUAGACACAGGUCGGGCUAAUUUGUGUCCAAAAACCGAGCCAGUCUCAGAACCACCGUCCCUUCCCUUCUCGCCUCGCGCCACCGUCGGGAACGAGCCGGGCAAAAAAAAAAGGAAUGAUCCUUCCGUUUCUCGAGAAGCUGUCCUCACUAUUUUUCACGAGAAAUUUCGUCCUCGACUCUACCUAGCCGUCCGCGCUGCUCCACGCGACUGGAGAGACAUUCGCGUCAGAGAUAUAUAUCGGAACGUAUAAAUCUGUAUAUUGUAAAGAUCAUUGUAAUUCGGCGAUUGUGCAUAAUUAUCGACUUACUUAAUAGCUACGUUAUAUUAAACGAUUCGAUAAGAUCUUUAGAGGCAGUAAAAUCGUUCCAGCGAUAAGAUCUGUGCAGUUUCUUAUAUUACAGUUGAAACUUUUCUGCUUAUCUCUGUCAUUGAUGUUCGAAAAGAUCACGAUAAUAAGGCACAAUUUCCGAAGUCGUUAAAAAAUUGACGAAUGUCCAGUCGUGGAAGCGCACACCUUCGAUAACAUUUGCCAAAAAUAAUUCUGUCCUUUCGAGGGACCGACACGGUCUUUCUGUACAUUUACGUCCUUCACAAAGUUCCUCCACGUCGUAAAUGGUUGCGCUAUCUCACCGUUAAUUGUCCUGAAUCCUCUUUCAGAAAAGGAAUCCUUGCUCUUUCAUUAUUCGUGUAUUAUAAUUAUCGACCGGCGUUUCAAGUUAAUAAUUCAUACAUCAUAAUGAUUUUUCUGCCUGUCUUUCGAACAUUAUUUAAACCGCUUUUUUUUCUGAAAAGGAUCCCGAGGAGUACGCAACCGAAUUAUUCGUCACGUUCGUGUUUAAGAUUAUUAAGCUAAAGAAAGAGAAGAAGAAACACAGAGCGAGAUUGAGACAGCCGAAGUUAAGAAGGAGAGGGUACAUCGUGAACAAUAAUAUCAGGAUCUGUCCGCCGAGGAUUGGUAAAAUAAAUAGGAAUCGGGACGGCGGACAGAUUUGCUCAAGGCUUCCACAAAAGCUCUCAUUGCGUCCCGCCCGGUGAGCUUCCCGACGGUGGUGCGUUUAGAUCACGAUACGUGAGACUAGACGUAUAAAAAGAAAAGAGAGAGAGAGAGAGAGAGAGAAGAAUGGGACUCGACUAACGAGUCCGAUUAGCUGUAACGGCGUAGGCUAAGGAAUUAACUGACUGUGUAAUGUAUGCUGGAAUUAUUAUCUCUAGGAGAAUUUCGAAGGAAGAGCUCUCGAUGUAACGAUGCGCGUGUAAAAACGUCUUGACAAACGUGCUGCGCUGUAACCCGGGUCCAUGUUGCAUUUACGCGAGAUAUUUUUGCAAACUUCGCCAUUCGGAGAUUCGUAUUUCCUGGCAAUAAUUUUGUGAGAUGCGAAACUGAACGACACUAUCGUAUGAUAUAUUUUGCGGUAUGCAUUCCGUAUCUUUUUACUGUAUAUAGCCAGUAAAAAGACAUCAUUUUUAAUAUAUAAGAUUAUGCGGCACUACAAAUUACUUCUUUAAAUCGUGAAAUACGUUUUUCGAGAUUUCUAGAUAUUAACAAAUGAUUGCGGUUUGACGCGACGUUUCGAUUGCGAUUUUAAUCAUUGAGAAAUCUAUAAGUUUCAUCAAAGGAUUGUACCGAUUUUUUAACUAUUUUACGAGAUCAAUCAUGGCAUUAAAUAUUAAUUGCAUUCUAGUGUGGGAUAUGCGUGUAGCUUAACUAAUUUGAUAUUUCGUGGGAGAUAAGUUAAUUGCGAUUUAUAAUAUCAAUUAUGCAACGUUCAUGGAGACUUUUAUAUAAUAAUUCUUUAACUCAACGUGUAGAUUUGGUAUUGAAUCAUUGUAUUGGCCCGAGGGGCGGAUUUGGUGAAUUUAAAUGAUAAAAAAGAAGAGAGAAAGAUCUUUGUAACGAAAUUUGAAGCAUGGACCCAGAACAUUUGUACAUAUUGUAAAUGCACUCUCUAGCGUUACGGCAUUAAUAUAAUACAUUUGUCUAAAAUCGUACCAACAUCGCGGAGAUUAGCACGAACGAUUUAUACAUACACAUAUUAUAUACGAACGUGUCAACGAGCGUAUUAUAUUUUCUCCGUAGUUACAAUAGAAACGUUAAACGUUAACAUAGGAAUGAUCCCGGAACCAGAACCGACCAUUGUAGCAACCUCGUGAUUUUUUUUAUCUAUUGAGAGUUAAUCGGUGCAGAGAUGCCAGUCAUUUUAAAUUAGCUCGGAAGUAGCUGUUAAGUAGAUGUUCAGUGAUAUUAUUUGCAAAAGUAUCUUUGAAAAUGGAAAGGAGGCAAAAAAAGAAAAGGGAGAAAGAACAAGAUGCGUAUUCAAGCCACACUCGUGGUACCUGGAGCUGUCGUUAUUAAACAAUGGUACGCUAUACGUAGUAGAGAUUCUUUUUGUAACAUAAAGUGAAAUAUAAUCAUUUGUAACAGGACU
Messenger RNA from Temnothorax curvispinosus, 8965 nucleotides. It is a transcript of the gene BicD, whose product is annotated as protein bicaudal D. Gene Ontology annotation, biological process: regulation of microtubule cytoskeleton organization; protein localization to organelle; microtubule anchoring at microtubule organizing center. NCBI's taxonomy places the organism in Eukaryota, Metazoa, Arthropoda, Insecta, Hymenoptera, Formicidae. The record is from RefSeq and is a predicted model, not a curated record. Gene Ontology annotation, molecular function: dynactin binding; dynein complex binding; cytoskeletal adaptor activity. The transcript has 8 exons. Gene Ontology annotation, cellular component: Golgi apparatus; cytosol. The coding region runs from base 1307 to 3643 and encodes 778 amino acids.